This is a messenger RNA of Fusarium keratoplasticum, 813 nucleotides long. Its product is annotated as DLH domain-containing protein. Bases 1 to 813 code for a protein of 270 amino acids. The transcript has 4 exons. The record is from RefSeq and is a predicted model, not a curated record. Gene Ontology annotation, molecular function: hydrolase activity. Lineage: Eukaryota; Fungi; Ascomycota; Sordariomycetes; Hypocreales; Nectriaceae.
AUGGGCCAAUCAGCCUCGCAGCAGUCUAGCAGCGAGACGUACCUGGCCAAGCCCAGCGGGAGCUGCUGUCUCAAAGGGGCCAUCCAUGAGGGCGAGUCCAGAGGCACUUGGGAGACCAUCGCAGAUGUCGAAACCUACGUCUCGAGACCGAAACCGGACAAGGCCAAUGGACACAUACUCCUCUACUUUCCGGACGUAUGGGGCAUGUUCCCCAAUGGCCUGUUGGUCAUGGAUGCCUUUGCCGAUGCAGGCUACUUGGUCCUAGGCCUCGACUACUUCCGUGGGGCUAGUUCACACCUUGACCCCGUUUGGAAGCAUCGCAAAGACCGCCAUACACACAAUCCGGACUUUGACUACGAGGCCUGGAAGCGCAAGCACACAGCCUUUGCUGAUGCCGCGGUUCCGAAAUGGGUCGACGCCGUCAAGAAGAGCUACGGCGCGAGCACGACCAGGUUUGCCUGCGUUGGCUACUGCUUCGGGGCACCUUAUGUGUGCAACGAACUGAAGGGCGAUACAGUGACGGUCGGGGCUUUUGCUCACCCGGCGUUCCUCAAGGAACAUCAUUUCCAUGAUCUAAAAAAGCCUCUGUUUCUCUCCUGCUCAGAGGUCGACCACACGUUUGACGUCGCCUCGCGACGUCGAGCACUGGACAUCCUACAGUCUAACAAGAAGGUCUUUCACUACCAGGUAUUUUCCGGUGUCGAGCAUGGAUUUGCUCUAAGAGGUGAUCCAAAGGAUCCUUACCAACGGUGGGUGAAGGAGCAGAGCCUUGCGGGGAUUGUGGCGUGGUUUGAUUACUGGUUAUCCCAAUAG